CAGCAAUUACCUUAUUAUAUGUCGGUUUUGUAUACACUCUAGAUGCUCGUAGGUUUUACAUGAGUAUGCAUAAAUAACAAUCGUGCUGGUGUGGACACUUCAGUUUGUCGAUGAUCAUAUAGAUCGUCCUUAAAUUUAAUCUUAAAGUAGGCUUUCGCACUCGGUUGUUAAUAUCUAUUCAAUAUGAUCCCUCAACAAAACGGCCUCGAACCCCUAUACGAACGACUUCGCGAGAUCCUGCCAAAGCACGCCCAGGAUGUCAAAGAGUUCCGUGAAGCACACGGAGGAGAAGCUAUUGGUAUUUUAACCGUGGAUAUGGCAUACGGAGGCAUGCGUGGUAUCAAGGGUAUGGUAUCUGAGACCUCUGUUCUCGACGCAGACGAAGGUAUCCGGUUCCAGGGUCACACACUAUUAGAGCUGCAAGAAACUCUUCCUCGUGGACCGGGAGGACAAGAGCCUUUGCCCGAAGGCGCUCUGUGGCUGCUGUUGACUGGGGAACUACCUACCCAGAAAGAAACCACUUUGUUGUCGAAAGACCUGGCUCGUCGUGCAGAACUACCUCACCACGUGGAGCAGAUGCUUAACAACUUCCCCAAGGAGUUGCACCCUAUGGCUCAGUUGUCCGCUGCCGUCACCGCCCUACACUCAGAGUCCAAGUUUGCCAAAGCAUACGCUACUGGUGAUACACCUAAGAGCAAGUACUGGGAGCUCACACUAGAAGACAGUCUGGAUCUUAUCGCUAAACUGCCAGUUAUUGCGGCUAUGAUAUAUAACAACGUGUUCCACAAUGGGCGCCCCAUAGGUAAAAUCGACCCAGAAAAAGAUUUGGGAGCCAACUUCGCCAAUAUGAUGGGUUUCACUGAUGAGGGUUUCGUUGAUCUACUACGUCUGUACCUUGUCAUCCACGCCGACCACGAGGGAGGUAACGUGAGUGCACACACAACACACUUGGUAGGAAGUGCGCUUUCCGAUCCAUACUUGGCUUAUGGAGCUGCUUUGAACGGUCUUGCAGGUCCCUUGCACGGACUUGCUAAUCAGGAGGUGCUUAGUUGGUUGACCAAGAUCAAGGCUAGGUUAGGAGAGAAGAACGGCGGCAAUUGGCAAGAAAACUUGAAUAAGAAGAGCCUUUCGGACGAGGUCUGGAAUACCCUCAACUCAGGCCAGGUUAUUCCUGGAUAUGGUCACGCUGUCCUAAGAAAGACUGAUCCCCGUUACACUUGUCAGCGCGAAUUUGCUUUGAAGCACAUGCCUGAUUCCGACGACUUCAAGCUUGUCUCCAUGCUAUACGAAGUGGUUCCUGACAUUCUUCUGAAACACGGAAAAGCCAAGAACCCCUGGCCCAAUGUGGACGCUCACUCUGGUAUCUUGCUGCAACACUACGGCAUGACUGAGAUGAAUUUCUACACCGUGCUAUUCGGUGUGUCGCGCGCAAUUGGUGUACUUACAUCACUUGUGUGGAGUCGUUCUAUGGGUCUACCCCUCGAGCGUCCCAAGAGUAUGAGCACUCCUGGACUCAAGGCAUUCGUCGCCGCGGCCAGAAGCGAACUGAAGGAGAAGCAGCAAAGAUCGAAGUACAUGUAAAUAGUUUAGGCUGACUGCCAUCGCCUACGGCAUGUCUACUGUAUUCCUGGAGCGCAAUAACACUCGGCCGCGAGUGUGCACGGUUCAUGAAGGAACAACUGCGCUGUAUAACUCGAAUGGACUACAUUGAGCACGCCGUAUGCAUCAAUAUAAAAUACGAUAUCCAAGAUUCAAAAGUUGGUGCAAGUUGCGAAAAUGAGGAAUUAACUUGCGAUCAAGGAGCGUAUCCCGAAAUUAAGUAAUGUAGAUCGAAUGGCAAGUGAUUCUGGGGGAGUAGCAUGAUACUAUUGAUGCUGUUGUUCCGGCAGUGCGUGCCCUUAUGUUGGCUUCGUAUGUAAAUUCAGCCUUCUUCGGUACGUUCUUUGUCAUCUACAAAUGAGUAAAGUAUAAGACCC
Molecule: messenger RNA, 1976 nt
Organism: Sphaeroforma arctica JP610
Lineage: Eukaryota; Ichthyosporea; Ichthyophonida
Product: citrate synthase, mitochondrial
Exons: 2
Coding region: 184-1581 (465 amino acids)
Biological process (GO): carbohydrate metabolic process; tricarboxylic acid cycle; citrate metabolic process
Cellular component (GO): mitochondrial matrix
Source: RefSeq, a predicted model, not a curated record